AUGGGUUCGCCGAUUUCGGGAUUCAUCGCCGAGGCGGUCCUGCAACGGUUAGAGUCGCUGGUCUUCCAACACCACAGACCGAAAUUCUGGGCCCGGUAUGUGGAUGACACCUUCGUCGUCAUCGAACGGGAUCAGGUGUUGACAUUCCAAGAACAUCUCAACUCCGUCUUCCCGGACAUUCAAUUUACGAUGGAGGAGAAAGAGAACAACCAGCUGGCCUUCCUGGAUGUCCUCGUAUGCCGCAAAGAUUGUGGUGAACUAAAAACCAAAGUCGUCAGGAAAGCGACAAAUACGAUACAAGUACUGAACUUCAACAGUAACCACCCAAUCAGCCACAAACGCAAUUGUGAAAGGACGCUCCAUCGGCGUGUCGAAACGCACUGCAGUGAGCCGGAAGACAAAAUUGCCGAACUACAAUACCUCCUACGGGUCUUCAAAGCCAAUGGCUACCCGCGCAACUUCGUCGACCGGUGCAUACGCAAAAGGGACGAAAGGCCUAACCGCACGGACACCACAUUUUGGCGGGCACUUCCGUAUGUCAAGAACGUUUCGGAAGCUGUCGGCCGUCUUCUCGCACCACUUGGGGUUGGAGUGGCACACAGACCGGAGGCAACCAUCAGGCGUCAACUGGUGAAACCAAAAGACCCACUGCCACGGCUAGAAACGUCUGGAGUCGUUUAUCGGAUCUGGUGCAGUUGCGGACAAAGCAACUACUUCGGAGAAACUGGAAGACAGAUCCGAACGAGAAUGGCCGAACACGCGGCAGCGGUGCGCAGAAAUGACGCCAGCUCUCAAGUUGCGGCUCAUUCGACGAGAUCCGACCACACAUUCAAAUUCGAUGAGGCCGAAAUUCUCGCAACAGGAGACAACCGCGUGAGCCGGGAGCUACUGGUAUCAUGGUUUACUGGCCCCCAGUCCAUCAACAAGUGCAACGGUCUUCCCACUCCUUACUUCGUGCUAAAACUUCGCCUAGGCGGAGUAACAAGCCAUGCGGGGAGCGCAGAGGUGAACACUUUUCCCAACACCGGGGUCGGUGCGUCAGAUGGUCGAGCAAUCAUCACGCCAACAUCCAACGCACGUGAUGAAAUUGCAGCAAUUAUCGACUUGAAUGUCGGCCAUCAAGCAGUGAUCACACCAAGUGCGACGAUCCCGGAUGAAGGGGGGAGCCGUGAAUGUUCCUAG
Molecule: messenger RNA, 1182 nt
Organism: Spirometra erinaceieuropaei
Lineage: Eukaryota; Metazoa; Platyhelminthes; Cestoda; Diphyllobothriidea; Diphyllobothriidae
Source: the annotation of a GenBank genome assembly